Acanthaster planci (crown-of-thorns starfish) is the source of this 4325-nucleotide messenger RNA. Its product is annotated as disintegrin and metalloproteinase domain-containing protein 10-like. Gene Ontology annotation, cellular component: plasma membrane. Gene Ontology annotation, biological process: membrane protein ectodomain proteolysis; Notch signaling pathway. Gene Ontology annotation, molecular function: metalloendopeptidase activity. The record is from RefSeq and is a predicted model, not a curated record. NCBI's taxonomy places the organism in Eukaryota, Metazoa, Echinodermata, Asteroidea, Valvatida, Acanthasteridae.
AUCAACUUCAGUCUAACCGAUUUUGCCAAAGGACGAGAGGUUGAGUUGCUCACGAGAAUUGCACGUCCAGCGUUUUUGCGAUGUUCUAAUCUACAAAAUCUACGAAUCAUGUCUCGGGCAAAGACAAUUUUUGCUUUAAUUCUUCUUACAUCAUGGGAAUCUGGUGCUUCAAAAGCACCAACACUAAGUCCUUUCAUCCGUCAUUAUGAGAUGUUAAACUAUGACUUGGAAGCAGUACAUCAGCAGCAUAGAAGAGCAGUCAGAUCACUGGAGCAAUCUAACGUUGAACUGAAAUUUACAGCUCACAGCAGAGAUUUCCACCUUCGGUUAAAGCGGGAUACAAGUGUGUUUUUACCAAGUGUUACGCUGGAAACCUCAAAUGGAGACGAAGUUCCGGAAGUCAAUUAUUUUUACAGUGGAGAACUGGCAGGUGAGACAGGGAGCUAUUGCCAUGGUUCCAUUGUGGAUGGCCUCUUCCAAGGCAAGAUUCACGUUGGGGAGGAGGUUUACUCUGUGGAACCUGCUGCCAACUACAUGAAAAAUCCAGACUCUCACUCUGUCAUCUACGAGGCCAAGGAUGUGGACUACUCCUCUCUGGGCUCCAGUGGUUGUGGCAUGGUCGGCCAAAUCCAGAAACGGAUGGAAGAGAGACUGAAAGAGAUGCAGAAAGAAGAGAAAAUGGAGGACAGAGGUGAUAGUUCAUCGUACUUUGCUCGUCAUAAACGUCAAGCACCAUCUGCUCAGACUUGCACUCUGUUCAUCAGAACAGACAUUGAAUUCUUUGAACGAUUUGGGAGUAAACUAGCCGUCAUAAGACAGAUUGGAGAUCACGUGCAAGCGGCGAGCCAGAUUUACUCAAGGACAACGUUUGGAGACUACACAGAUAUCAACUUUGCAGUUGCCAAAAUCAGGAUCUACACAGAGGCAGAUCGGAAUUCUCCUGAGUACCCAUUCCGUGAUGAAAACCUCGGUGUGGAGAAGUACUUAGAUUAUGCAUCCAAUGGUGACCUCAGUGCGUACUGCCUAGCUUACACCUUUACUAACCGAGACUUUGCUAAUGGCGUACUUGGCCUGGCAUGGAUUGCAACCGAUGUAGCUGGUAGCACUGGUGGUCUUUGUGCACCAAAACUGAGCAGCCGUGACACGACCCUCAACACUGGUAUUGUCACCAUCAACAACUACGGAUCCUAUGUGCCACCGUUGAUGUCACACAACACGUUGGCGCAUGAGAUUGGGCACAGCUUUGGAUCCAAUCAUGACCCCAUGGAUAACCAGGUUUGUUCUCCCGGGGGCACGAGCGGUAACUAUCUCAUGUUUGCUCACGCUUCGUCUGGUGUCCUGGCCAACAAUGACGACUUUUCCAUUUGUAGCAUCGAUGAGAUUACCCGAGUCCUGAGGUCUGUCUUUAUGGGAGUCAGUAAGAGAAACUGCUUUGUGGAGCAAUCAAGUGUCACGCUUUGUGGUAAUGGCAUCUUGGAGGAGAAUGAAAUGUGCGAUUGCGGUUACGAAGGGAUGUGUGGGGAUUCAUGCUGUAUUGCACAGAAUGCUGAAAACAACAGAGUUAAUGCUUGCCAGCUAACAAGCACAGCCAUGUGUAGCCCUCAGCAAGGAGAUUGCUGUGAUCCUAUGACUUGCAGCUAUCAACCUAUCAGCCACGUCUGCAAGACAGAAGAUGAAUGCAGCUUGAGUGCCAACUGCACUGGUAAUAGUGUUCGUUGCAGUAAUGCAGUUUCCAGACCUGACAGUACCAAAUGUGACAACGGAAGGAAGGUUUGCAGCAAUGGGGCGUGUUCCUUAUCUGUGUGCAGUAUUCACAAUCUAGAAGAAUGCCAAUGCUCAACGGAAACAGAGAAAUGUGAAAUCUGCUGCCAGAACCCAGAUCAACCCGCGUCCUGCGUUGCCGCUUCUCGUAUUAACAUCCGAGGACCAAACGAGGAGCUCUUGUAUAAGGAUGCGGGGUCCCCGUGUGAUGACUACAUGGGCUACUGUGAUUUCUUUGAUUCCUGUCGUCUGGCCAACGAGGAUGGGCCGUUAGCAGGCAUCAUCAGGAAAAUCUUCUUCAGUGAGGAAGACCAGCUGACCGACGUCAUAUGGUCUUGGAUCAUGGCCAACUGGUGGGUGAUUCUAAUCAUUGUCGUCGUCUUGAUCAUCGUCAUGAUCCUUGUUGUCUUCGUCUGUGAACGGCUUAUCCCCACCACCAACCCUUGGCAUAAGGAGAAAGAACAACUGAUGCGCCGUGCCAGUGCCAACGUUCAGCUCCAGAAGAAGCGUAACCGUGGCAGCCGAUACUACGGUGAUCCACCUCCACCAACCUCCUUUGACCAACAUCCGGACAAUGCUGAGAAGAGAGCCACCCGGUUUUAAAUUGUGGGGUUUGGCCAGUUUUUAGCUAAAUUAAACAUACUGAGCUUCAUAUGCCAAAGGAUUUUGUCUGCAUGGCCUAGUAUAAACACUUUCGUUGACAUUCAAAGGUAUUGUUCCAAUCUUUCAAAAACCAGUGGGCUUUCAGACUUAAAAAUCUUGUUACUGGUACGGUCCUUUGUGAUCAAUGAUGUGAUAAUUCAAAGAAUUCCAAGUUACAAGGAAGAAACAUACUCUAGAUGGUGUAACCUAGGUUAAGAAAUUUUUACGGUAAUGUUACACUGACUUUUGCAAGGCCAAAACAAGCCACUCUACUGACCAGAUCACUUUCACAAAUGUCCCGGAAAAUGUUUGAUUAAAUAUACUGAAGUCUCACUACAAAGAAGGUAAACUACUAUUUUGCCAUCAGUGGGUGUCACUAUUUAAGGCUUAGGGCCUCUCUCUGUAGGGAACUUUAGACUUUGUAUAUACCGGCAAUGUUUUAAUGCCAUGAGUUCUAUUUCAUCAGCACUCCAGUUCAGUGUACCUAGUUAGGGCAACACUUGGGGUGUGGCAGAGAGUUUAUAUGGUCGGUGGAUGGGCUCGGUAUUCAUUAAGCCAGGUUUGGGCUCAUGUUCAUAUGUGUAUGCAUGCAUCAAAACUGAAUCGUUACUUGGGGAUAAAUUCUUCGGAUGGAUCUUGUCAAGUCGCCAAUGGCAAAGGCACACUAAGUCUGCUAUCUGGAAUUUAUGUACAGUAUGCAUUCAAAAAAGGAGAUCAAAAUGAAUGAAACCACCAAUCCAGUAAGCCCAGCCUACUGUGCACGGUGGCCACGUGGGCACUGAAGACAUGUUCCUCUUCAGUGCUACACUGCAGGUUCCAGCCGCAUGCAUCAUAUGUGUGUGCAUGCAUGAUGGACUUGUGUGCGUACGCAUGUGGGACAUGUGGGGCUGUGAUUGGUCAGAAAACAGUGGAGUGGGGCUAACUGGAUUGGUCUGUGCUGUUGCCACCAUCUGUGACUUGCAUGAGCAAAGCUUGAUUUAUGCAUACACAAUGUGAGUAUCAGACUGACCAAUGCUGUGAUAUGUGUUUGAUAUUACCAACCGGUACCGGCUGUGUACUUUUGAAUUUUUGGUCUUCAAAUUUUUAUAUUGUUAUCGUCAGAGAAUCCUAAUUCAUACUUUUGUAUUCUAGCUGCUUUGUACAGAGUGAAAGUAGUUGAACUGAAAUGCCUUUAGAAUGCAUCCAUUCACCCUUCUGUCUUUCAAGUAAUUCAAUGAGACCUUUUUAUAUUUUUCUCCUUUUCCAGCAGGUGUGUGAAAAGCAAUGGAUUGCUUUCAUUAGAAUUAUAACAAAUGCAAUAUGAUAUUGCUUCAGGGUUUGGGGAUUUUAAUUUUAUUUUUAAACUUGUUGUUCACAUAGUUUUUCUGUACUGUUGGUUAUUAUUUACUUUUGAAGAGUUCAGGGCUUAAGACUACAAUCCAAGCAUGUUAUUAGAAGUUUCUUAAUCUUUGAAGUUGUGCAUGUUGGUUAGUAUGACUUUACUUAUACAAUUUAUGUUUUUUAUUUGAAAGAAAUCACAUGUUAUGAUUUGUACAUUUAAGGGUGAUUGAAUUAUUGUCUAUAUAAAGUAUGGCAUGGACCGUGGCUGUCAACAUGAAGUAUGAACCAUCAAUAUGUCACAAAAAUUAUAAGAAAAAUCCUAAAUCAAACAUCAACGUGGAGAAUUGAUUAAUUUAAAGUCUGAGUUAUAAGGCAUCCGUAAGUACCUCAGACAGUCUCCCCUAUUGAACAACGUGCAACUUGACAGUGAAUUAAUAUCUGAUAAUGCCCUCAGAGAUGUGAUAAUGCCCAGUGCGUCAGUCAUGCACUGACACCUGGAUAUGACACAGUUUAAAGUUUAAUAGAUUGUGAUUGGUCAAGAGUCUGUGUGCAUGCAGCUCACCUCGCAAGCCAAGUCCAUAUAAGAAGCUUCUUUUAGACAA